AGUGAAACAUAUUGUACCCUAACAAGAAUGGUAGUCGACUUGGAGAAUUGUAAACGCCAGUACACAGUUUGAUGCAAAAAACUUAAUCAGCCAACAGAUUAGAACACUAGUCUAGCUCACUGAUUAUACAUCUUAAAAAUAAAAAAAUAGAUUUCGAGUCAAACAAGUUAACUUGUAACAAAAAUUAAAAAAAUUAAGAAGAAACUUGUUGUCGAUGAAAUGAAUUUCCUCAAAAGAAUGUCGUCUGCUGAAGUUGCUGAAGCCAUGGUUGGUGGUUGUUGGGAAAAACCAGAUAAAUCUUUUGAUUUAUCCUCGACAUUAGAUAUAAUGAGACUUCCAAGAUCAGUGCAAGUUAUUGCUUACAAUGAGCUUCGAGAAAAUGAAUAUACGAGGAAUCACGCUCUUGUGGAAUUCAAAAAGUGGAUAGCAGACUGUAGAGAUAUCCAAGACGUAAAUAUUGAUUCGAAUUUUCUGUUGAGAUUCUUAAGAGUAAAAAAGUACAGCUUGCCCAUGGCUCAACAAAUGCUUCUUAAAUACUUGAAUUUUCGACAAAAAUUUUCUAUGUAUUUUUUCAAGAUGGACUGUUUAGAACCAUCUAUCAAUGAACUUGUAAGCGAUGGUUUUUUAUUUGUUUCUCCUUUUAGAGACAGCCAUGGCAGACGCGUCACUAUUACAAUAGGAAAAAAUAUCGAUUUUCAAAAAUAUACAAAAAGAGACAUAGCUUGCCUUCAUUUUAUGACAUAUGAGACGUUACUGAGAGAUGAAGUUAACCAAGUUUUGGGCCUAACACAUUUUGGAGAUGUAGCAAAUGUUAGUCCAUCUAUCUUAUCAACAUUCACACCAAAUGAAUUUGCUAGACUUGUAAAAUGGGGAGAGCAAUCAGUUCCAAUACGUCACAAAAAAAUUCACAUACUUAAUGUUCCAUCAGCGUUAAAAAUUCUGUACGAUUUCUUCAAGACACGUAUCAGUGAAAAAUUAAUCAACAGAAUAACGAUGUAUAAUUCGUUAGAAGAAUUACACAAAUGCAUCGACAAAAAAGUAUUACCCAAAGAAUUUGGUGGUAUAAUGCCAAUGGCGGAAAUGAUCGAAUUGUGGAAGAAAGAAUUGCUUGCAAGUAGAGAAGCGUUGAUUGUAAUGGAUAAAAUGAAAAUUUUAAGUGACAAGAACAUAAUAACAAGAAAAACAAGGACAGAAAAAACUAAAAGUAUUACUAAUGAAAUUCACCUAAUGAACGGAAGUUUUCGAAAACUAGAAGUUGAUUAAAUUCUUUAAAUAAUUGUUCAUAGUUUAAUUGGGUUAAGUAAUGGAGUUGUGGAUUUGUUUAGUGACAUAGUUUUAAUUCAACCAAAGAAUGCUAGCAUUUAAAAUAAUUGAUUAUUGCAAUUAUUAAAAAUACUUUUUGAAAUAUUGUGAAAUUUUAUACUUUUCGUGAAACAUAAUUUUAUUAAAUCCUAAUUCUAAGUAAUAAAGGAUUCUAAGUUAAAUUAAAACCACGAGUUAAUUUUUAUAUUAUUUAUUUUGAAACCUUUAAAUGCUAUUAAAUUCCUCGUAUAUGUUUUAUAUCAAUGUAAUAAUGAAUGUUUUUAUAAAAUAUUUGUUUUUAACUUAUGCGUAGGGUUUUUUUUAAAUUAUUUAACAAAAUUUUGAUUUUGAAACAAGUUAAUCUUAGCUGUACACUUAAUGAUAGUAAUCAAUUGUAAUUUAAACAUACUUACACGUAAUUCAAUUGGUUAUACAAUUGGCAAUACUUCUUCUGAAAAUAGAAU
Molecule: messenger RNA, 1766 nt
Organism: Daktulosphaira vitifoliae (grape phylloxera)
Lineage: Eukaryota; Metazoa; Arthropoda; Insecta; Hemiptera; Phylloxeridae
Gene: Cralbp
Product: clavesin-2
Exons: 8
Coding region: 220-1263 (347 amino acids)
Cellular component (GO): membrane
Molecular function (GO): phosphatidylinositol bisphosphate binding
Source: RefSeq, a predicted model, not a curated record